This is a messenger RNA of Puntigrus tetrazona (Sumatra barb), 1205 nucleotides long. RefSeq names its product trypsin. The record is from RefSeq and is a predicted model, not a curated record. Gene Ontology annotation, molecular function: serine-type endopeptidase activity. Gene Ontology annotation, biological process: proteolysis. Bases 1 to 900 code for a protein of 299 amino acids. NCBI's taxonomy places the organism in Eukaryota, Metazoa, Chordata, Actinopteri, Cypriniformes, Cyprinidae. The transcript is spliced from 5 exons.
AUGCGGAGGGGUCUGGUAGAUAUAGUCCAGCUGAUCUUCAGUGCUGCUUUCCGUGCUGACAUUAACCAUGGUCAUGCUGCUCUUUCUGCUGCUGUUGAAACUCAUCCAAGCCAACUGGUUUUUUUAUGUUUUCCAGGUCUGGACUUUGUUCAGGGGCGCAUUGUUGGCGGAUAUACCCCCUCGCCAAAUUCAAUCAAAUACAUUGUGUCGUUACAGAGCUCGAAGGGCCAGCACUUCUGUGGUGGAUCUCUGGUCCAUAAGUCCUGGGUGCUCACAGCUGCCCAUUGCAAUAUUGGGAUGGAUCAGAUGAUGGUUGUGGCUGGAGACUAUACUUUAGGUGUUUAUGAGGGGACAGAGCAAUACUUCAAGCCUCUGUCGCUUAUUCCGCACCCUCGGUACAACAGGAGCACCAAUAAUGCAGAUAUUAUGCUCAUAAAGCUUAGUGCACCCAUAGAGCUCAACAGGUACGUGUCCCUCGCCCCGCUCCCCAAACAAAGCGCAGGGCUGUUGGCGGGUAAGAUGUGCCGGGUGUCUGGCUGGGGCUCCACCAGCCACAGCGGAGGUUUGACGCCCCUCACCCUUCGCACGGUCAAACUCCCCAUCGUCUCCAGCUCCAAGUGCAACAGCAGCAACUCCUUCAGCGGAAACAUCACAACAAACAUGAUCUGCGCUGGGUCCAGCUCAGGAGGAAAAGACGCAUGUAAGGGAGACUCCGGAGGACCGCUGGUGUGUGAUGGACGUGUCUAUGGUCUGGUCUCUUGGGGAAAUGGCUGUGGAGAUCCUAGGUUUCCCGGGGUUUACACGGCUGUGUCCAGGUUCCGCAGAUGGAUCGACCAGACCAUAUAUAGCCCAUAUUCACGAUGCCUUAAGUCAGCUGGUCUCUUCAGCAGGGAAGACUAAGUCAUUUUAAUUACCAAAUUUUCAGUGAUGAAUAUACACACAUCACAGAAAACUCUUAAUUUUUUGACAAUAUUAUUAGCACAUCUUAAAUGAUUCUUUGGUUUCAUGCCACAUCGUUCUGUUGUGGAAAUGUAUAUUUUAAUGCAUUAACCGAUAUAAUCUCAAAAUUAUAGCUGAAAUGAUACACUAUAAUCAGUUCAUGAAUAGUUACUAUCCUUUUUUUGGGGGGGGGCAGAACUGUGGAACAACAUUCAUUUAAAAAAAUAAAAUUGUAUAUCAUUUAGUGCUGUCAAACGAUUAAUCAU